AUGAUGAGAAACGCACAGAUCUUGGGAAAUAACACUGAUGGACGACAUAUUCCACGAGUCCUCACCCUGCCUGGCUUUGAAGUGGACAAAUCUCAGACCAACCGGGAAAAGAACACUCAGAUGAUGAAAAACCCACAAGUCUUGGGGAAAAACACGGGUGGACGAGCUAUUCCAAGUGUCUUCACCCUUUCUGGCGUUGAAGUGGAGAAAGCGCACACCAACAUGGGAAAGAACACUCAGAUGAUGAAAAACCUAAAGGUCUUGGGAAGUAACACUGGUGGACGAGAUAUUCCAGGUGUCCUCACCCAUUCUGGCAUUGAAGUGAACAAUGCACAGACCAGCCAGGAGAAGAAUACUCAGAUGAUGAAAAACCCACAGGUCUUGGGAAAUAACACUGCUGGACAAGAUAUCCCAUGUGUCCUCAUGCUUUCUGGCAUUGACUCCAGUGCAGGAACGAGAACUGAAACAACGAUUUACCCAACUUUAGUGCCAAAUGACAGUAAACAAGAAGAUACUGAUUCAAGGUCUUUCUUCUUCACUCCUGGUUAUGGAUAUCUUGGUGAUCCAAAAAGAAAUGUCAGGAUUCUUAAAGUGCAUUUGAUAAACGCACAAAGGAAGCCGGAACCUAAACACGCAGCCCGAUACUUGGUUCGUGUUUUGUUCUCUAAGGAAGUCCUGAUUCGCAGCACAGUAGGUGACAAUUCCUACCUACCAAACCCUAGUUGCCACCAAUGCCUAGAUCCAAACAAAAUGGCUGCAUUAAGAGAGUAUCUGGCAACAGCUUUUCCCAACCAUGAUUUGCAUGAAUGUGGAAAAGACUGGAAAGCCUGCAUUUCCUAUAUCAAUUCUCUGAUCCGCUAUUUAUGUUCUGAAGCCAAAAAAACACCAGAGAAAACUGUUGUCACCACCAAACGCAGUACACCAGUGUCUGUAGAUUUGAAUGAUAAAAGGGAUGGUAAUGGUGGAGAAGGCAGUUCCCAGUUACCUAAACAAGCAGCUGCCUCAGAAACAAGAGCAAGUGGGAAUUCUCAGCUAAACAGCAGUGCUGUCCCUAAAGUAUUUAAAGAACACUGUACUGGUAAUUCAGCGGUACCUUAUGGAGCACUGAACUAUAUUGGACAUCCAAGUAGAAAUGUACAGGUAUCGUAUUUAGUACUGAAUAUUGCGAAAAAUAAGGCUUGCCCACAGAUGUCAGCCAGAUACCUUAUUAGACACCUGUUUCCAAAGGAAGCCCUGCUAACAAGUAGCAUCUAUGGAAAUCUGUGGCAUGGCCUAUGUGCCCUUAACUCCAAUAGGAUUAACGCUAUUCGAGAGUUUCUCCAAGAUACCUACCCGGCUUGUGAUCUAUCAGAAAAUGGACGUGACUGGAAGUUGUGUGUGACUGCUAUGGAUUGCUAUAUCCAUACUCUUAGAGAGAAUGCAGGAAUUUAA
Molossus molossus (Pallas's mastiff bat) is the source of this 1431-nucleotide messenger RNA. It is a transcript of the gene BEND2, whose product is annotated as BEN domain containing 2. The coding region runs from base 1 to 1431 and encodes 476 amino acids. Lineage: Eukaryota; Metazoa; Chordata; Mammalia; Chiroptera; Molossidae. The record is from RefSeq and is a predicted model, not a curated record. The transcript has 10 exons. Gene Ontology annotation, molecular function: DNA binding.